GGCAUGCCUGUGAGCAUGUUCAGCAUCGACAACAUCCUGGCGGCCAGACCUCGCUGCAAGGACUCGGUGCUGCUGCCCCCGAGCGCCGCCGCUCCCGUCGUCUUCCCCAGCCUCCACGGGGACCCUCUCUACGGCAGCGCCUCCGACUACGGCGGAUUUUACUCGCGGGCGGUGGCGCCCGCCUCCGCGCUGCCGCCGGCCGUCAGCGGCUCCCGGCUCGGCUACAACAACUACUACUACGGGCAGCUGCAUGUGCCGGCGUCCCCCGUGGGCCCUUCGUGCUGCGGGGCCGUGCCGCCCCUGGGCGCCCAGCAGUGCUCCUGCGUCCCCGCCGCAGGUUACGAGGGCACUGGGUCAGUCCUGAUGUCCCCUGUUCCCCAUCAGAUGUUGCCCUACAUGAACGUGGGCACUUUGUCCCGGACGGAGCUGCAGUUACUGAACCAGCUGCACUGCAGGCGAAAAAGACGGCAUCGGACUAUCUUCACUGACGAGCAGCUGGAAGCGUUGGAAAACCUCUUCCAGGAAACGAAAUACCCAGACGUGGGCACCAGGGAACAGCUGGCCAGAAGGGUGCACUUAAGAGAGGAAAAAGUGGAGGUUUGGUUCAAAAACCGCCGGGCAAAGUGGAGGAGGCAGAAGAGAUCGUCUUCGGAGGAGUCGGAAAACGCGCAAAAAUGGAAUAAAGCAUCUAAAACGUCUCCGGAGAAGAGACAAGAGGAAGGGAAAAGUGACUUGGACUCCGAUAGCUGAUAACUCGCAGGGUGGACGCUUUCCGUGGACUGUCGGAUACGCUCCAGAGGAUGCUAUCUUGCACAAACUCUGCCUUGUCGGAAGGGGAAAAUAUCUGUAUAUAAUGUAUCAUACCCCGAGUUGAUCGCGUGUAAAUAAAAUGUGUUGCGGAGGUGUUUGCACAGGGAGACGGCGGCGCGUUUGUUCCUCCCUGCGCCGCGAGGAGAGGGGACAGGAGGGCGGCGGUGCCGCUUUCCCCGGGAAUCAGGGGCGGUUUGCCCGGCCCAGUUACUUAUUUAACGAGGUUUCGAAUAGUUUGAGAGCAGGCGGAGGGCCGAGAAGCCGGUCCCGUCCCCGGGGCAGCCCCGCUGGAGCUCGCUCCUCCUCCCGGAGCUCCUCGCCACGACACCCACUUAUUUCCUUUUAUCAGUCCCCAGGUCCAAGAGCUUAGUCGGGGAGUCCCCGCUCCUCUUCUCCUCCCGUCCCGCCGGUCCAGCAGAGCUGGAAGCGAUGCCCUUAGGAAAUAUUUGCAGGCAAAGCAAACCCGGCCUCACAAUUGUUGUUCUGCCUUGUUUCCCUGCGCUUUUCUCUCCCGGUCUCUGCAGUUAUGCCUUGUCGAGUUUCCAAAGAGUUUGUCUUUGAUCCCCGCUUAGAAAAGCUAGCUUGCUCCAUAGGUGUUCGAAAGUGCUAUUAGUAAAUUUCAGCCAUUAUCGGUUAAAUUAGGCGUAAGUGGAGCCCGAGCCCUCACUGUGCUGCUCCUGAGGAUAAUUCAGAGGACGUUGCUAAUAGAUGUUUUCUCCUUUUUGAGGCAGCACCUUUGCAAUUAGGAAGGCUGUGAUAGCCUGGUCUCCCUUUGCUCUCCCAUCUGUGAGGGCCUUCUAAAAGAGAUGUUUGUUCUCCCACUAAAAUUCACUUUCAUUUUCCUCACAUUUUUUUUUUUCCUAUGACUUCUCAGCUCUUGGUGCUCCUCUGUUCACCACUGUUGUUUCCCCAUGUCAUCUCAGUUAGAAAACCCUUUCCUUCUCCUUGUAAAUUUUAAACAAAUGACCUGAAGAUGUAAAGGCAAUGACAAUAACAUCGGGCUGGAAAUCUUUGUGCCUUUUAUUCAGAAGUUAAGUGGUAGCGAGUUGAUUUUCCAGAAGUGUGGCUAAUGUCUAAACUCACCUACACGUAUGCAGCUCAGCUAGCUUAGACAAGAAAUCGGUUGAUACAAACGUGCUCACCAUUGCUUCCAGAGACACUAGAAAGGGUCAGCUGCUGUAUUGCUUGUCCUUGUGCUUUUUCCUCCCUUUCCUGAUAUAUCCAGCCCCAUAUGGCUUGUAGAGCGUGUUGUGUAUUGCAGGUGUUAGUGCAAUAAGGCCAGUCUCGGUACUUGACUGCUCGGAUAACACUUCCUAACAAACCCAUGUUUUCUUGUAGGUGGAAUCUCUCCCUGAGCAACCUCUCUCCCUGUACCAAGACAGGAAUAGCUGUUGUGGAAGAAAUUGUGUUUUUUUUUAGGAGCGGGUCCUUUAGGGGGCUUACAGUUUCAUAGCUACCGCUUGCCUGAAGAGAAGAAGAAAUUUAUCCUCUUGCUCCUUAGCGCAGCAGAGGAGGAAUGGGGAAAGCAAAUGGAUUCUUCUUCUUCUAGGAUAUGUAUCACAGUUUGGCUCCACUGAGGUAUUGUGUCCUGGAGAUGCUACCGUAUUGCUACAGAUGUGUAUCUGAUCUCUGUAAAAUGUAUUGAAUUACAACCCAGCGGCACUGAAAGCUAGUUUUCACAUUACUGAAAAUUAGUUUUCAAAAGAAGUGUUUUGUUAUGUUAUAUGCAGAAAGUCUCAUUGACUGGAAUUUUAAUGUCAUCUCCUCUGUAUUUAGUCAUUGUUAGGUUUUAAAGUGCAUACUUUAUUUGCAAAUAAAAGCCAGGUCUAAGGAUAAUAUUGGCCAGGAUUUUGCAAAUGCUUAUAUAUUUUCUUUACUUCCCAUGUAUAAAUAUCCUUAGUGCCACAUUGGGAUCUUGGUAGGGUUUCAUUUUGUUUUGGUUUGCAUUUUUGUGUGUGGAGUGGUAAUUUUGGAAGUCACUGUUAAAGAUUUUAGCCAGCACAGUUCAAUGUGGGAGUUAAACUGGAUCUGGGUUUGUAAGGGUUGGGCUUUAAAUAUGUUUUUCAUAACCACCGCUAGUUACUUAAGGUUCUAGUCCACAUCUUUAGAGAUUUUUAGUCUUCCAGUGGGAGAAAGUGCUUGAGAACCACAGAAGCUCCAGGUCACCAAAUGGGGCAAUUUCUGGAUUUAUUUUAAACUUUUUGUUCUGUGUGAGCGUGGAAUGUGACAGAAGAAUCAAAACCUUGUGUUCUGAAAUGUGCUUUCUAUGCAUGGGAUUGUGAUGAGGUCACCUCUGAUUGCUUCGAAAUUGCAUUGUACCUUAGUCUGGGUCAAUUUUUUAGCUGACUAUAAAUUACCAUAAGCUUGAUCUUGGAGUGAGUGGUAUCUGUUCUUAACAUAUUGAAGUGGAUCUAUUAGAGUUAAUGAUAUCACUUUAAAGUCCAAUUGAAAACCAGUUUUAAUCUUGACCUAAAAGGUUUAGCUUACUUA
Cuculus canorus (common cuckoo) is the source of this 3300-nucleotide messenger RNA. RefSeq names its product goosecoid homeobox (gene GSC). The coding region runs from base 4 to 750 and encodes 248 amino acids. NCBI's taxonomy places the organism in Eukaryota, Metazoa, Chordata, Aves, Cuculiformes, Cuculidae. The transcript has 3 exons. Gene Ontology annotation, molecular function: DNA-binding transcription factor activity, RNA polymerase II-specific; RNA polymerase II cis-regulatory region sequence-specific DNA binding. Gene Ontology annotation, cellular component: nucleus. Gene Ontology annotation, biological process: regulation of transcription by RNA polymerase II. The record is from RefSeq and is a predicted model, not a curated record.